Saccharomyces mikatae IFO 1815 is the source of this 2925-nucleotide messenger RNA. RefSeq names its product serine/threonine protein kinase CDC15 (gene CDC15). The transcript has a single exon. The record is from RefSeq and is a predicted model, not a curated record. The coding region runs from base 1 to 2925 and encodes 974 amino acids. Gene Ontology annotation, molecular function: protein kinase activity; ATP binding. Gene Ontology annotation, biological process: protein phosphorylation. NCBI's taxonomy places the organism in Eukaryota, Fungi, Ascomycota, Saccharomycetes, Saccharomycetales, Saccharomycetaceae.
AUGAAUAGCAUGGCCGACACCGAUAGAGUCAACUUGACCCCCAUUCAAAGGGCGUCUGAGAAGUCCGUGCAAUAUCACCUAAAGCAGGUGAUUGGGAGGGGCUCUUAUGGGGUAGUUUAUAAAGCCAUCAACAAACAUACAGACCAGGUUGUGGCGAUCAAGGAGAUUGUAUAUGAGAAUGACGAGGAGCUCAAUGAUAUUAUGGCAGAAAUCAGUCUUUUGAAAAACCUGAAUCACCACAAUAUUGUUAAAUACCAUGGCUUCAUACGGAAAAGCUACGAAUUGUAUAUCCUUCUCGAAUAUUGCGCUAACGGCUCUCUAAGGAGACUCAUCUCGAGAAGCUCUACUGGAUUAAGUGAAAAUGAGUCGAAAACUUAUGUUACACAAACUUUAUUGGGGCUUAAGUACCUACACGGUGAAGGUGUUAUUCACAGAGACAUCAAAGCGGCUAACAUCCUGUUGAGUGCAGACAAUACCGUCAAACUCGCUGAUUUCGGCGUUUCCACUAUCGUGAACUCCAGCGCCUUGACCCUAGCCGGCACACUCAAUUGGAUGGCCCCAGAGAUCCUUGGCAAUAGAGGAGCCUCUACGCUCAGCGACAUUUGGUCUCUGGGAGCCACUGUAGUUGAAAUGCUCACAAAGAAUCCACCCUACCACAAUUUGACAGACGCUAAUAUCUAUUAUGCUGUUGAAAAUGACACUUACUAUCCACCCAGUUCCUUUUCUGAGUCCUUGAAGGACUUCCUAUCCAAAUGCUUUGUGAAAAACAUGUACAAGAGGCCAACAGCCGACCAGCUCCUUAAGCAUGUGUGGAUUACCUCCACGGAAAGUACGAAGGCCGACAAGCUUAAUAAAUUUAAGGAGAACUUUACCGAUGCUGAUUAUCACUGGGAUGCUGAUUUUCAAGAGGAGACACUUGACAUAUCUCCCUCUAAGAUUAGUCUGGCAACGGCACCCGCUGCGUGGGCAGAAAACAAUCAAGAGGCAGACUUGAUGCCCGCCACUGAGAGUCAAUUGCUAAGCCAAUUGAAAAGUUCAUCUAAGCCUAUGGGGGAUUUGUAUAUGUUUUUCGGUGUUUGCUCUCUCGAGAACAUUGCAGAUACGAUUAUCGAAUGUUUAUCGCGCACGACUGUCGGUCCACAAUUAAUAGCAACAAUUGGAUCCAUCUUUUCCUUCGACACUCAGAAUAAUCACUCUAGAUUGCGACUGAAAUUCAUCUCCAUGGGAGGAGUUCCAUCGAUCAUCAAAUUCGAGCACAUAGUCAAAGAAUUCGUCUUUGACUACCCCCAGGCUUUAAUUGAAUGUGGAAUAAUGUAUUCCCCAAACUUUUUAACACUAAAGAACCCCAAGUAUAUUAUGGAACUCAUUUAUAGGUUUUACGAUUUAACGUCCACGGCUUUUUGGUGUCGCUGGUGUUUGGAACACCUCAACAUACCGCUACUCCUCAACAACAUUCAUGAAAGAAGGGCACAAUCUAUAUUGCUAAAACUGUCAUCAUACGCAUCCUGGUCUUUUGAAAAAAUCUUUCCCUCUCUGAUCAACUACAAGUUAAGAAAAAAAAUACUAUUCAAUUCUCAAAUCACUUACAUAGUCUUCAAAUCAAUAAACUAUAUGAUAAGUGCAAACGAUGAUAAAAUUCACAAGUCUGCUGCCCCUUCUUCUUCCUCGUUACCACUGUCAUCCUCACCCACAAGAAACUCACCAAUGAACUCAGCACAGUCUCCCUCAAGAUCACCCGUUCAUUCUCUAAUGGCAACACGUCCAUCUUCCCCAAUGCAGCACAAGAGUAUCUCUAAUUUUUCGCAUCUCACCAUAUCUUCAAAAUCAAGACUACUUAUUGAUUUACCAGAAGGUUUCUUCACCUGGUUAACUUCUUUUUUUGUUGACGUGGUCCAAAUCAAAAAUCUUUCCGUUUUAAAGUAUUUCACGAAGCUUUGUUACCUUUCAAUACAUCUAAACAACACUUUGUUGAAUGACCUACUCAACAACGACGCUUUUUUCGCAUUUAUUAAGAGUAUUGACACCAUUACUCCUUCUAUCGACGACAAAAAAACAGCAGCUUUCAUUUGGAAACAAAUCACAGCUAUAUGCGUUGAUAUGAGUUUGGAUAUGAGCCAAAUGAACCCUUCUUUGUUUUCUACGGCCAUGAUCUUUAUCAGAAGAAAGAACUAUACUUCUAUGAGUGGGUUGGAGAUCAUAUUGAAUUGUUUGCACUUUACGCUACGCAACGCGCCUGAUGAUGUAGCCCCUACAAUUGGCUCAAUGGAGUCUCAUAGUGGUUUUCUCAUAAAGAUAAACAACGAUACUACAAUUGAGCUGCCGAUUGAUCAAUUUGUUGACCUAUUUUAUGCAUUGAAUGAUGACGACGUCAAUCUCAGUAGACUAAUUAGCAUUUUCACUAAGAUAUGCUCAUUUCCCGGUUUCGAAAACCUUGCAAUUGAUAUCAUAUCUCACCCAAAUUUUUAUGAAAAGAUCGUUUCGUUCUUUGAUACCUACUUUAAUAGUCUGCUUAUUCAAAUCGAUUUAUUGAAAUUCAUAAAGCUAAUAUUCACGAAAUCUUUACUGAAAGCUUAUGACUAUACCGGAUUGCCAGAUCCAAUAAAGCAAAUGAAAUCGAACCAUCACAAUAAGUCCAUUGUUUCUAAACUUCGAACCAUGCUGGUACAAAUAACAGAGUUCUUAAACAACAACUGGAACAAGAAUGACUCAAAGAGGAAUUCCAAUCAAGUUGGGGGAGACUCAGUUCUGGUCUGCCAGCUAUGCGAGGACAUUCGUUCAUUAUCGAAUAGGGGAAGCUUACAAAAAGUUUCGAGCGUCACUGCAGCAAUUGGUAGUUCUCCGACAAAAGAUGAGCGUACUAAUUCAGGAUCCUCUAGAUCAAAAAGUGGCGCCUUUUCCUUACCCAUUACAACAUUUCAAGAAUAA